GUGGAGGUAGGGAGUUUUUUGUUUUCACUCGCUGUAGAAUUUCAUUCUCUGCCUCCGUCGAGUUGAAACAUCUUGUUUUUCAAUAAAACUGCUUUGGAAGCCGACUCGCAGCUGUACUUCGCAAGUCACACCUUGUUCUUGGAUUUGUAAGAGACAUUUACUCGCGAUCCCGAAAGCUGGCUGACAUCACUGCUAUCGUCGGGACCCAAGCCGCUCGCACGCGAUACUUGGAAAUAUCAUGCUGCUCGCUCUCGGGGAGGAAGGAUAGUUGGUUCGUUAUGUGCAAAGCGUUUCAAAGCGUCUUUUCGCCCGCAAGUUUAUUCAGACUUGCUCGCUGUGUUGACCCCGCCAUGUGAACUUGCGCAGGUUCCCGGAGAUCACGGCCCUUGGAAAAUUCCUAUAUGCCGUACGCGGUUGUCUCAUUGGAUGUUGCUCGGCACAAGUUGACCCCCAUGGCAAUCCAUCCAUCUCUCGGCUCCGCUCCGGUUUCCGUUCUAUUCUAUUCGAUUCGAUCCUUGCAAGUGGACUAAGCCGCGGGUGUCUCACUUUUUCUUCUCCUUCCGGGCUCGCGACGGCAUCUCUAGACCCCGCUUUACAAGUGUCAUCCUUGAAGCAAAGGGCAUGUGAAGGGGGAGAGAACUUGGGUCCCGCUCGCAAUCCUAGAAUGCGCAUGCGGUCUGUGCAUCCAUGGAGCCCACGCAAAAGAAUUCCAGCUCAGGGAUCGCUUUUAUUCCUCCCAGUUUAAUCCAAGAAAGUUGGUGGUACGCCCUGCGGUAAAUCAAUCCUGGGCCGUCGAUCCCCCGCACCCAACGUUCCGGAUGCUCCACCGCGUAACUCGUGUGCCUGGCACAACCGGGGCCGUUGGUGGCUCUGGGAUGGACGACAUCCGUGCGCUCUCAGCGACCCCGUAGAGAAGGGAAGAGUUUUUUUCUUUCUCUCCCCCCCGAGGUCUCUCGAGCGCACCGCCAUUUGGUUUGGAGGAGGGGGACGACUGUGGAGGAAGAGAAAAAAGCGGUGUUCUUGCUAGCAGCGGCUUCUCGGGACAAUUGCGCUGCGGAUCUGGGAGCUCCAGCCACAUUUCCUUGGGAGAUUCCGGCUUGAGAAUAUUGGAAUCGAUCUUCCUCCAGCAGCAGGGAUGGUCAAGUAGUCUGUUUUUUCGCUCCUUCCCUUCAGUCGACUGGAAUGCAGCAGGAGUCCCCGCCGGAAGAAAGCGUGAUGAAAAGCGUCGACAGCUCUCAGGCCCCGCUGAACCAGGAGGAGAAAGAACACAUGGAGUUUCUGGAGAACAUCUUGAGCAUCCCGUCGUGGUCGGAAUUGGGGGUGAGGAACUGGGAAUUCGGCAUUGACACCUCCAAGUUGACAAAGUCAGAGCUUUCCGGACUGCUCAACCUCGGGGCCGAGAAGCAGGGAAAGGGAAUGCAGCAGGACAGUGUGGCCGCGGAUCCUCAGAUUGGUGAUAUGGUGGACGACGCCUUUCUCUUCGCACAGCUCCAGCAGCAGCGGAGCAUGCUCUCGGAGGGCUCUAUAUCACAGCUUAUGGAACGAGCAUCCUCCAGCCUCGACAUGGUUGGCUCGCAAGGCUCCGAGCCUUUGCUCCACAGGCUAGAGGACGUGCCGAUUGGACUGCCUGUAGGCUCGGCACUCGUCGGGAGUGCUCCACCGAGGCCUGAAGCUGGCCAAGCUCUAUCGCCCUCAUGGCGCCAGCCGUUCAUUGGAGGCAUGCCGCUAGAGAUGUUCACGAACUCCAACGGGGGGCAUGUCUACGGCAGAGGAUUCCGUGGCGGCGAGGAACUGGGUCAAGCCCGGGAUGGAACGCCAGGAACCAUGUUUAACGUCUAUCCUUCGCUUCCUCAGCCUAGAGCGCCCGUCCCGCCUUCGCAACAGGUGAAUACCAGUGCUCCGGGGCCACAGUCUGGGCAAGCAUACAGGCCUCAAGCAGUGAGUACGCAGCCACAGCCUGUAAAUCCUGUCGCUGGUGGGGCUCCUCGGCCUCGUGUGCGUGCUAGGCGCGGUCAGGCGACUGAUCCUCACAGCAUUGCGGAGAGGUUGCGUAGGGAAAGAAUCGCAGAGAGGAUGAAGGCUUUGCAAGACCUCGUGCCAAAUGCUAACAAGACGGAUAAGGCCUCGAUGCUGGAUGAGAUUGUAGACUACGUGAAAUUUCUGCAGCUGCAAGUGAAGGUUUUGAGCAUGAGCCGGCUUGGAAGUGCGGCAGCUGUUCCAUCUCUCGUGGCAGACUUACCAUCUGAGGGAGCAAACAGCUUACUGGCGAGUACGCUCAGCCGCAGCACGGGGAUCUCACACGACGGUCUCGCCAGCGCCGAGCGUCAAGUGGCGCGGCUCAUGGACGAGGACAUGGGCUCUGCGAUGCAGUACUUGCAGAGCAAGGGCCUCUGCCUCAUGCCAAUCUCUCUGGCCACGGCGAGCGGCAAAGUUCCGCUCAGCGCGCUCCAGGCAAUCGGCUCCAGUGACAAACAGCAGUACACGGACGCAUCGGUGACGGUCGUCACCGAUAGAAGUGGCUCCGCGAACAAUGCCGCCACAGGGAAGGCCAAGGAGGCGAUCAUGGACAGCUCUAGCAACAAGAGUAACGAGGGGAUCAAGCAGCCAUCGUCCAUCAAGUCUCCCAAGAGCAAGACGAACUGAUUGAGCCGAUGAUACGGGAAGGAUUUGCGGCCAAAGCAACACGCAGUGGUGGUGGUGGUGGCGUUGGGCUUUGCUGUGAGCUAAGGCCUGGCCAUUUGUAAAUACGUUGGACAAGAUCCAAAAAGUUUUGGUGGCGCCGAAAGAUUCGCCCAAGAGAGAUGGAAUCGAAGUGGGUCGAUCUUCUACGAGUUUUAUAAAUAUUCCCUAUUGCCGCUUGCUUGAUUGGAAUCGACAAGAAAUCGAAAAAAACUACUAUCGCAUUUUGUAUAGCUUGGUUUGAAUGGGAAGCAAAAAGUAAAA
Messenger RNA from Selaginella moellendorffii, 2943 nucleotides. RefSeq lists its product as uncharacterized. Gene Ontology annotation, cellular component: nucleus. The record is from RefSeq and is a predicted model, not a curated record. Gene Ontology annotation, biological process: regulation of transcription by RNA polymerase II. NCBI's taxonomy places the organism in Eukaryota, Viridiplantae, Streptophyta, Lycopodiopsida, Selaginellales, Selaginellaceae. Gene Ontology annotation, molecular function: RNA polymerase II cis-regulatory region sequence-specific DNA binding; DNA-binding transcription factor activity, RNA polymerase II-specific; protein dimerization activity. The coding region runs from base 1183 to 2643 and encodes 486 amino acids. The transcript is spliced from 15 exons.